Messenger RNA from Acyrthosiphon pisum (pea aphid), 702 nucleotides. RefSeq lists its product as uncharacterized. The transcript is spliced from 3 exons. NCBI's taxonomy places the organism in Eukaryota, Metazoa, Arthropoda, Insecta, Hemiptera, Aphididae. The coding region runs from base 1 to 471 and encodes 156 amino acids. The record is from RefSeq and is a predicted model, not a curated record.
AUGAAUCAAUCAUUGUACCAGGGUUUCCAAAACCGAAUCACAUUUGACAGUCCUGAACAUCAUCUGGUGAAUUUUCCUAGAAUGGUCAGGAUAGAAGAACCAGCUAAAACUAGGUAUUUUUUCGUGCCCAAAGAGUGGUUUGAAGUUGACAAUAAUUGUGAUAUAUCUAUCGAUACGGUCGAUAUAGAAUGUUCCAGUUCGAAAAAUUUUGAAAAUAAUACUAAAAGUGUUCAGUGUUACAUACAAUCGCCAACAAAGGCAAUUUUGAGAAAAAAAGUAAAAGUAUUACAACAACGCCUUAAGCGAAGAGAAACAAAAAUAAACUCAUUAAAAAGUCUUGUUAUGCGCAUUAAGAAAAACGUCCCGAUGUCAGAUGAUGUUGUAAUGGGCAUGUAUUAUGAUGUAGGGGAAAUACUAGAGGAUGUUAUUGCUCGACGGAUUAUUUCUGUUGAUCACUUAUUCGAAGAAUAAAUAAAAAUAUAUAUAUAUAUAAAGAAUUUAAAUAAUAAUUAUAAUGUUUAUGAAUACUGUAUUUUUAUUCUAGUUCACAGAUUCGUUUCUUCAUAGUGGAUUUCGAGUUCACUAUGAUGAACAAAACCGAAAUAUUAUUGGUAUCCGGCGCCAUUUCAAACAGUUUAAACAAAUAUAAAUAUAAUUUUUUUUUGGUGGGGAGGUGUAAUGGGCAUGUAUUAGAAUGUAUAA